Molecule: messenger RNA, 1672 nt
Organism: Phymastichus coffea
Lineage: Eukaryota; Metazoa; Arthropoda; Insecta; Hymenoptera; Eulophidae
Product: protein YIPF6
Exons: 7
Coding region: 505-1197 (230 amino acids)
Biological process (GO): endoplasmic reticulum to Golgi vesicle-mediated transport
Cellular component (GO): trans-Golgi network; membrane
Source: RefSeq, a predicted model, not a curated record
UGUGCCAUCUGGAAAUUAGCGGCUAUAUAUACAACACCACUUUCAAAGUUGGACUACUGCUGGAGUGUUGAUAUAUAUAUUUUAAAACGCAUGUGCACACACACACACAUACACACGCUCUCAAACUACUAUAUAGACUCACGCCCCAGUGGAGCGCCCCAACCACAAAGUCAACUAGUUUGUCAACUAUAUAGUAUCGUGGAGGUUAACUGGAGUAAGCAUACUUCGCACUGGAGUAGCCUCAAAACCUUUGUAAUUUGUCGAUAAUAUGAGGAUUCGCGUCAAAAAAAAAAUGCUCUGGACGUGACGACUAGUUGAGUGACGUAUAUUUAGUGCGACUCUGCAUCCGAUUAUUUACUCAUAAAGGACAGUCAGCUUUUUCAAACAUAUUUAUCAAUUGCUUUCCAAAUUUAAGUUACUGAACUUGGAAAUAAUCGGAAUUUGUCGCUUGGAAUAACAGAUUUUUUUUUAAAUAUAAGUGAGAAGAAACAUAAAUAUACUAUCAUGGCUAUGAAUGAUGCAAGACUUGAUAUGUAUGACGAUGGGAUAUCUGCUGUUGACCCCACCUACGUACAGGGAGAAAUGACUGUAGGUCCAAAUACAAGGAGUCAAGCUAGUCUUGGAGAUGCUGAUUUCAGUACACUGGAUGAACCUAUUAGGGAAACUAUUCUCAGGGAUGUGAGAGCAGUAGGAAAAAAAUUCCUUCAUGUUUUGUAUCCCAAAGAGAAAAAGAGUUUAUUAAAAGAGUGGGACUUAUGGGGACCUUUAGUACUUUGUACAUUUAUAGCAAUGGUUUUGCAAGGCUCAUCUGAUACUGCAAAUGACUCCAAUGAUGGUGGGCCAGAGUUUGCAGAAGUCUUUGUAAUUGUUUGGAUUGGUUCUAUGGUAGUGACUUUGAACAGUAAACUCCUUGGUGGUAACAUAUCUUUCUUCCAAAGUGUUUGUGUUCUUGGCUACUGCUUACUACCAACAGCAAUAGCACUGAUUAUCUGCAGAAUUAUAUUGUUAGUUGAACAAACUACGUUCUUAUUUGUUUUGAGAUUUAUAAUUACAGUGAUUGGAUUUGCAUGGGCAACUUAUGCUUCAAUGGCAUUUCUUGGAGAUAGUCAACCACCUAACAGAAAAGCUUUGGCUGUCUAUCCAAUGUGUUUCUUUUAUUUUAUAAUAUCGUGGCUAGUUAUAUCGCAUACUGUGUAAAUUCUAAUGAAGUGAUGAUGAACUGUAUAAUGGUUGAGCACAAAAUUGUAAAAACAGUAUGGAUAAGAGUAAAGUCAGCACAGUGCCCUCACAGGGAUUCAUGAAACAUUAUACUUAACUCAACAGAUAAUUCAAUUAUAUAAAAGAAAACGGUGGCGUUUGUCUACUGGUCAAUUCGUAAUGUUGCUGUAUGACUGAUUUGUAUUGUGUGAGCAUUUUGCAGUGAAAUGUGAUAACAGAUUUUUUAUUGUAUUUUUAUGCUCCAGAUUAGUGACAGUAUUUAUUUUUUCUUACAAGAAGAAUAUGAGACUUGCAGUGAUUUCAAUAUUGGAAUAUAAACGCAAUCCAUAUAUAUUUGAAUUAUAAAUCUAAUUACACACUUGCCUUUGACUAUUUGUACAUAUUAAUUCAUAAGAAAGGUGAUAAUUUCUCGGUGACAAAACGUUAUAACAAUCGAGCAACCGUAAAAAAGUUU